AUGUCCAAGACAACUGAAACCACAAAGUUCCCUCUCUUGGGUGAGGACAACUAUGGCGAGUGGGCGAUCUGGAUGGAAGCGGAGCUGAUCAGGAAGGAGCUGUGGGAGGUGAUGAUGAUUGAAACAUCGCCACCGACAGAUGCGACGGAGAUGGAGGCAGCAGUGUGGCUGGAGGCAGAAAAGGCCAAGCGCUUGAUGACCAAGAUGGCGAAAGCAUGGGUGGAAAUGGUGCUGCGGCGAUGCUUCUACAAGGUGGUGAAGGGCCCUGACGAGGUGAUGUCGGCGUGGAUCGAGCGGGUGAAGAAAAUGGCCACAGAUCUGGAAUCCACCGGGGUAAAAGUAGAAGAAGAGGACAUGGUGUUGGGACUCACCAUGGGCCUUGGAGAACACUAUGACCAGCUCAUAGUCACGCUCGACUCGAUCCCACCCGAACAGCUUACUGUCGCAAAUGUUACAGUGAGACUUCUGAAUGAGAAGACCUGCCAGAAGAAUAUGGAGGAUGACCGGGAUGCGGUGGCCAUGAUGGCUAAGGCUGGGAAAGGGAAGUGGAAGGUGGCUGCAGGGGGGUGA
Laetiporus sulphureus 93-53 is the source of this 570-nucleotide messenger RNA. RefSeq lists its product as uncharacterized. The coding region runs from base 1 to 570 and encodes 189 amino acids. The transcript has 2 exons. The record is from RefSeq and is a predicted model, not a curated record. NCBI's taxonomy places the organism in Eukaryota, Fungi, Basidiomycota, Agaricomycetes, Polyporales, Laetiporaceae.